UCAGGCCAUUAUGCGGACGUCUUUUAGCCUACUUUCUUUGGGGAUCCGCAACUUGGUAAUUUGUAAAUUUUGUUGUAGACUUUUGAUAACAUACAGCUGGGUUAAUAAUCAGAGAGGGUUGCGUGUCAUUAAGCCACAAGGGGGUCUGAUAAAAUAUAGCAACCCCGCAAAUUUACCAAUCGGCUGGUCACCCCCGGGUUACUAAACGUGCGCACCCACAUUCCUGUCCGCGUUUAGCGCGUGUAUGAGGUUGUUUGCCCAACCCGCCCACCACCUCCGUCCCUCCCUCCCCAGCUUGCUCGCUUUCGGUCAGCCCGCAGCAUUCGCCUUCACAGCGAGGUUUUACUAGAGCGAUGGCUGCGAAAGUGUGCAGAUCCGUACUCCUACUGUCCCGGAGCAGCGGCGCGGGGGCCAGCAGCCUCCCCGCACUUCUUGUCUCCUCACAGCGACAUCAUCAGCACAUACGAACGGAGUCGUCCCCCCUCCUCCCCCACCAGCCAGUCAGGAGAGCACAUGGUCUACGAUCAGCUGCCCGCUCUGCUCUCUUCUGCUCCACGCCCACCUCCCUGGCUCCACAGGUGUUGCGGGGCGCCCCCUACUGGCAAGGACAGAGACUACUGAGCUCCUCUGCUCCAUCUGAAGAGGUGACAGUGGUGUACCAGAAUGGGCUGCCGGUGGUCUCGGUGUGCCUGCCGUCGAGGAGGGAGCGCUGCCAGUUCACCCUGAAGCCCCUGAGUGACUGUGUGGGCGUCCUCCUCCAACAGCUGCAGGAGGAGGACAGGGGCAUCGACAGGGUGGCCAUCUACUCUACAGACGGAGCGAGGAUAGCCUCGUCUACAGGCAUAGACAUCCUGCUGCUGGACGACUUCAAUCUGGUCAUCAACGACACCACACACCUGGUUAGACCUCCUCGGAGAGAGCUGCUGGCCCAUGAGGAUGCAGAGCGUCUGAAUGAUGUGAAGUUCCUGGUGCAGCAGCUGUACACCACCCUGCACAUCGAGGAGCACCAGCUCAGCAAGGAGAGGCAGCUGGUUGGACGCCUGGAGGACCUCAACUCAGAGCUCCGCCCUCUAGAGAAGGUGAAGGAGGAGUUGAGCCGGAAGGCGGAGCGGCGGACCACCUGGGCUCUGUGGGGGGGCGUGGCCUACAUGGCCACCCAGUUUGGCAUCCUGGCACGCCUCACCUGGUGGGAGUACUCCUGGGACAUCAUGGAGCCGGUCACAUACUUCAUCACCUACGGCACCGCCAUGGCCAUGUACUCUUACUUUGUCCUCACACGCCAGGAGUACAUCUACCCUGACGCCAGGGACAGACAGUACCUGCUGUUCUUCCACAAGGGGCUGAAGAGGACUCGCUUUGAUGUGGACAAGUACAACAAACUCAAGGAGGAUGUUGCUGAGGUGGAGCUGGAUCUGAAGCGUCUGAGGGACCCACUCCAGCUGCAGCUCCCUGUCCAGCAGAUCACCUCCAGCAAGGACUGAUGACGCCCUCCUCUCCUCCCUCCAGCCCCCUCUCUCCCUGCUUUCUGUCUCCCUCCCCCUCCCCCCCCCUACCCCCCUCACAUGUCCCUUAUGAGGUUAGGAAGAGAUAUCCUUCCUGACUGACCAUCGCAACUGCAAGCUAAACCAAUGAAGAGGAGGACGACGACAAGAAACACAUCCCUCUGAAGGCUGAGGUUGGAGAUGAUGAUGAUGAUGAUGAAGAUGAUGAAGGGACAGUUGGCAGAAAGUCACCAUGGCCAGACAGGAAGUGAUACAACUGAAGAUUCAUACUGCAGAGGCGGCUUACAGAGGGGCAGUGUGUGUGUGUGUGUGUGUGUGUGUGUGUGUGACAUGCUAGGGACAACCAGUGGAAGGCCAGGCCCUCAGUAACAGUCUUCUGAAGCUGUCUACCCGACAACACUUACAGCACUACUCUGAUUGGACAAGACUGGGCUCUGGAACACACAGCCAUCCUCUGAUUGGGCAAGGCAGAGCUCUGGGGAGGGACUUCAGCCCAUGAAUUAAAGUUUACAAGGACUUCCUGUGGCUAGCCGCUGCCCCCAGCAUGCAUGGAGGACUCUGAUAGACCAUCCACGUGACUUUGGCUCAGAUCUAGCCCUCCCAUUGGCCAGACUCUGCUGCCCAUCCCACCCUGCCGCCCUAUCAGCAGUUUGUCUCCGCCUUGACAGGAAAUGGAGGGCGUCAAUUCCUCUUCCUUUUGACGUUCUGUAGAGCUCCGCCCCUCGCCAGGGGGAGAGGAGAGCCAACGGAAACAUCACUGUGGGUUCUUUUAUUCCAAAAAAAUAUUUUGGCGCUUUUUAUUUUGAAAGCCAUACUAUAUUUGUUAUGAAUAUAAAUAUAUAUAUAUAUCUAUCUAAAUAUAUCUACAAUCAAAGGAGCUGUAGAGAGACCAGUUUAUUUUCAGUAGGGGGUGGAGCUCUGGUUGUCAAUAGUUACAGACAGAUAGAUACAGAUACAUGCAGGUACUGACACAUCUGCUUCACCUCAAUAUCAAUAAGUCCUGUAGGAGUCUCAUCAAUGGUCCUGCCCUCUCUCCCUCACACACACACACUCUCUCUCUGACACAAACUCCCCCUCUCACACGCACACACCCUCUGA
This is a messenger RNA of Hypomesus transpacificus, 2600 nucleotides long. RefSeq names its product mitochondrial calcium uniporter (gene mcu). Bases 354 to 1481 code for a protein of 375 amino acids. Gene Ontology annotation, molecular function: calcium channel activity; uniporter activity. Gene Ontology annotation, biological process: mitochondrial calcium ion homeostasis; calcium import into the mitochondrion. NCBI's taxonomy places the organism in Eukaryota, Metazoa, Chordata, Actinopteri, Osmeriformes, Osmeridae. Gene Ontology annotation, cellular component: mitochondrial inner membrane; uniplex complex. The record is from RefSeq and is a predicted model, not a curated record. The transcript has 9 exons.